AUGAGAAAAUCAAUCAUAGCCAUGUUCACUGUGCUGCUAGCUACGAUCAGCUGUAAACGCCAAGAGCCACUGGAGUGCGGCAUUCCGAAGAUCGGUGGCAACGAGUUGAUCACCACUGGAAAGGACACCGUUAUGGGCGACUGGCCCUGGCAUGCAGCCAUCUAUCACCGCAAAGGACAUUCAACGGAUUAUGUCUGCGGAGGAACCGUAAUCAGUGAAGAAUUCAUCGUGACGGCGGCUCACUGUGUCAUGAAUGCAGCGACCGGGCUUAACACAAUCAUUAGUUUCAGCAAUUACGUCCAACCGGCUUGUAUGAAUUUGGAACCGAAUAUUACCGGACAGUAUGGUACUGUUAUUGGGUGGGGAUUAACGGAGUACGACGAAACGUCUUCAAUUUUGAAAAAGGCGGAUAUUCCGGUGAUCGAACCAGUGGCAUGCUUGAAAACCGAUCGAGUGCUGUUCGGACAAACUCUGGACGAUGGUCUAUUUUGUGCUGGAUAUACAAAUGGAACGGGAGUCUGCAAUGGUGAUAGUGGAGGAGGUCUAUUUUUCCGAAGAUCCAACAAGUGGUUUUUGGACCUCAGAAACUACCAGCCACCUCGGUAUAUAUUCACCGGAUGGGUUGGACCCUUGGAUGAAGUUAUUUUGCAUAUGCCGGUAAAGGCGACCCUGCAAUUAGCCGACAAAUCCAAGUGUGGGUCCAGCGAUGGCACCGAGAAACAACUGUGUUUAACGGGAGGUUGUUUGGGCUACGGUGGAAAUCCGGUGGGCUAUACGGCCGAACUGUACGGAAUGCGAUUUGUGCAGUUUGGUAUGACGUCACUGCAGAUACCAUGCGAUUCGGGACCAUCGUUGUAUACUAAUGUGUCUUACUAUAUGGAUUGGAUUAUUGCCAACAUGAAACCUUGA
This is a messenger RNA of Sabethes cyaneus, 909 nucleotides long. RefSeq names its product chymotrypsinogen A-like. Gene Ontology annotation, biological process: proteolysis. Bases 1 to 909 code for a protein of 302 amino acids. Lineage: Eukaryota; Metazoa; Arthropoda; Insecta; Diptera; Culicidae. The transcript is spliced from 3 exons. The record is from RefSeq and is a predicted model, not a curated record. Gene Ontology annotation, molecular function: serine-type endopeptidase activity.